Thlaspi arvense is the source of this 327-nucleotide messenger RNA. The record is from the annotation of a GenBank genome assembly. Lineage: Eukaryota; Viridiplantae; Streptophyta; Magnoliopsida; Brassicales; Brassicaceae.
AUGGGAGAGGGAGGAGAAUCAGAGAAGCAUGACACUCUGGAAAAAGAACACGAAGAGAAAGAGAAGCACGAGAAUGAGAACGAGAAUGGAGGAGAAGAGAAAUCAAAAGACAAAGAUAAGAAGAAGAAAGAUAAGGAUGGUAAAGAGAAGAAGAAGAAGGACCCUGAAGAUAAGAAGGAUCCGGCGAAACUGAAGCAGAAGCUGGAGAAGAUAGAAGCCAAGAUGCAAGCUCUGGUAAUCAAGAAAGAGGAGGUUCUCAAGCUGCUUAGUGAAGCCGAGAAGAACGCCGAGUCGGCGCCGGAUGCAGGAGCAUCUGCUACUUCUUGA